Telopea speciosissima is the source of this 1514-nucleotide messenger RNA. RefSeq lists its product as uncharacterized. The coding region runs from base 237 to 1301 and encodes 354 amino acids. The record is from RefSeq and is a predicted model, not a curated record. Lineage: Eukaryota; Viridiplantae; Streptophyta; Magnoliopsida; Proteales; Proteaceae. The transcript is spliced from 3 exons.
CCUGAUCUGUGCUAAACGAGGGAAAAUUUUGUGAGUCUUUUGAGAUUCUUCGGUUUUCGAUGGGUUACAGGUAAGGGUAUGACGAGAGUUCUUUUAGGUUGGAAGGAUUUAGGGUUUUCUUGGCUUGAGGAAAAUUAUUAGUGAUGUAGUUCAAUAAAAAUGUGGGCAGUGGAAAUGGAAAUCACCGGUUUGCGUUAGAUCCAGUGUGUGAAAGCAGGGAGAACAAUCAGACGACGAUGUCCAAUAAUUUGCUUUUGUUCCCUGUGUCGUCUUCUUCUUCGUCGACGUCUUCAACCUCCGUCGGUGGCGUUAAUUAUAUUGAACAUCAUGUGUCUAAAUUCGAUACUCUUGCAGGCGUGGCGAUCAAAUAUGGUGUCGAGGUAGCAGACAUCAAAAGGAUGAAUAACUUGGUUACAGAUCUUCAAAUGUUUGCUCUCAAGUCUCUACAAAUACCAUUACCUGGAAGGCAUCCACCAUCAACAAGUCUAGCAAAUGGUUCAGCUACCCCAGUACAGAAAAAUACUGGACAAACUCCAUCUCGCCGGCAUUCUGAUGUGUUGGAAUCUAUCCAGGCACUAAGGUUGAAAUCUGCUCAACACAAGGUUUCUCCAGCCAUGAACACUUUACAGGGCUACUAUGGGCUUAAACAUUCAAGUAAUAAUAGCGAAGCAGAAACAGAGAUGGCAGUUUACAAAACAGACAGAGCUCGCUACUUGGAAGAUGAACUACCCAAAUCCUCACCAUUUUCUGAUCCAUUUCCAGGACGCCAUCGGAAGUCAAGGAGUUUAGUUAAUGGUUUCUUUCCUGAGAAUGGUGAGCUGUCGGAUGUGCCUAAUGUUGGAGCCGGGGAUCAUGAGGUUUACAGAUCAAAUGAUAAGUAUGUCCGCAGGCGGCAGAAAGCUGAAAAUAACUCUCCUCGCACCCCAGAAAUGUUAUUGAAGGAGGAUACCAGUGGUGGCAGUGGGUUUUCAACAACAUCUGGAAGGGGUCUGGCUCUGAGGCCAAAAUCUGCAAGCCGAACAAAUCUUGCAGCUGAUGUUGAAUCAGGUUGGUUGAGCCCAGUUCCUGUGCGUCUGGGUGACUCUGUCAUAGCUGAUGGGUUUUCUGGAGUACGGAAAUCGUCAAGCACACCCAGCUUCCAGGAGCAGGACAACAAUAACUCUUCAUUCAUAUGGCCAACUUCGAAGUGGAAUUUAAAGUCAGACUUACAGGCUUUUUCAGCGGCUGCCAUUGCCAGACCAAUAUUUGAUGGCUUGCCAAAGCCAAUUACUGGUAGAAGAAAUAAAGCUGCUCUUGAUUAGUACAGUCACAUUGCACGUUCUUGAAAUCUGAUUUAUUUUUUACUCAUUAAAUGAUACAACCAAAACCCUGAGCCUAGCCUUCCAUCAAGCAAGGGAGAACAUACAGUAUAUAGCUCCAGAAGGGGAUAUUUAAGGAAAGGAAAGUGAUAGAGAGUCAAAUAAGACAUCAUGCUCCUGCGAUUGAAAGAUGAACCAUCUUAUGAUUGCCUGGUC